CCUCCUCCUCCUCCUCUUCCUCCUCCUCUAGAGAAGCAGCAGCUUUCUUAUAUUUGUGGCAGUACGUCGUAGGAAUUAACAUCCAGUGUGUGUUUUUCGGGAGGAUGUCAGCGCCGAGCAACUCGCUGCAGCAGCCGCGGGUGAGACGCAGCAACGCGGGCUCCCCCGGUUCGUUCAACAACAGCUGCCGUCUGCACCCCCUCCGGGCCACCGUGCCCUACCAGCUCCUGCGCCCGGGUCCGAGCAGCCCGACCCGGGCACAGACCCUCUACGGAGCGGCCACCAGCAGCAGAGGCUCCAGCCCCCCCUCCAGCCCGACUCUCAGUUCAGGAAAUGCAAACGCAAAGCAAAGACUGUCCCCUGAAAAUAAGGAUUCCUCCUGUCCCCCAGACUCUCCAGUUUCCAGAGCAGAAAGGUCCAAGUUACAGGUUCGGAGUUCCAGUGCUAUCCGGCGGACAUCUUCCCUGGACGCCAUCACGGGGCCGUACCUCACCGGCCAGUGGCCCCGGGACUCCCAUGGACCCUAUCCUUCCUGUAUGAAAGACAAAGCCACACAGACUCCAGGUCUUUGGAUUGAUGAGGGAACAGAACAGGGAAAUCCUCACCAGCGGUCAGCCUCCUGGGGAAGCGCAGACCACCUUAAAGAGCAGAUUGCUAAACUCAGACUGCAGCUGCAGCGCAGCAAACAGGUCAGCCGGCAGAGCAAAGACAGGGAGCAGAGCUCACUGCAGCUGUCUCAGCAGGCGCAGCAUGGCAUCGCAUGCCAACCGCAGUCUUUCCAGCACAAGGGAACUUCAUCAGCCUUGUCAACAAUCCCUGUGCCAAAAUCACUCAUAUGCAGAGUGCCGAGCAGUGUGGAGGGCAUCAACCAUGAACUAGAAAAUGUGUUUAUCAGAGAGGACUGGGAGCAGGGCAUACAGGCCAUGGAUGUGUUAGAUGGCCGCCGCGCUCCCUUCCCUCCGCAUCACUACAGCAGCAGCGGGGAGACACGCGACACGGACACACAGGCCCCUUCAAGUGGUGACUCCAGCCCGUUGCCCUGCCCCUGCAGCUCCGACCACCUCCACUCCCCUGAUGGAAGCCCCUGUUCUGCAGAGGAAAUCGACAAAGACAAUGUGUGCAGUUCUCCUCUUCCCAAGUUUGCCACUUCUCCCAAACCUAACAACAGCUACAUGUUCAAACGGGAACCUCCAGAAGGCUGUGAGAGGGUCAAAGUGUUUGAGGAGAUGGUGUCUGGCAAAUCCAAAGGCUUCCCCCUCUUCUCGUGCCCGGACAAAAAUAAGGUGAAUUUCAUUCCCAGGGGCUCUGCCUUCUGCCCUGUAAAACUCCUCUGCUCCUCCCUCUUCUCCCCCGUCUCUCCCUCGUCCUGCUCCUCCGCCAACCCUGGUCUCCAUGGCAACGACAUCCCAGGGCCUCAGGUGACUCCAACUCUGCCCACUGCACCACUAGCUACCUUUCCGGCCUCUGACCGGAGCGCCGACACAAGCACAGGCACAAACACAGACAGCCAGAGCCCCGACGCAGACGUGGGGAAAGACGGCUCAGCACAAGUUCUCCUCACCAGCUAGUCCUCAGGUAUUCACGACCAAACCACCUACAGCUGAAAUAAAAUUCAGCUCGUCAGGUGGUAAGGUUUUAAAGCAAAGAAAAUUUGAAAAACAACAAAAAAAAUCCUUGCACUCCGUUAAUCCUAACGUUAGCCAGCAGGGAGUGUCCAAGGUCUGAAAUCGACAACACACAUGGGAAGAUAAUGGCACCAGCAUCCUGCUGAACAAGCAGUGUUUGUGCCGCUGUUGAGGAACUUGAUGGUUUGACUAUUAUCGCCCAGACUUAAGAGUGUGCUGACCUUGGACACCGCCUCCCUUCACCCAUCACUAACCUAGCCUUCUCCUCUGUACCAUGACGACACCCAUAAACAAAAAAUAGCUUUGCUUUCUUUUUGCAAAAACGAAAAAAAAAAAAAAAA
Morone saxatilis (striped sea-bass) is the source of this 1966-nucleotide messenger RNA. RefSeq names its product glucocorticoid-induced transcript 1 protein-like. Lineage: Eukaryota; Metazoa; Chordata; Actinopteri; Moronidae. The transcript has 8 exons. Gene Ontology annotation, biological process: podocyte development. Bases 105 to 1568 code for a protein of 487 amino acids. Gene Ontology annotation, cellular component: cytoplasm. The record is from RefSeq and is a predicted model, not a curated record.